AUGGCAUUUGUUUCAGCUCAAGGGCCCACGGUGGUGGACCAAACCACUCUGAUGAAGAAAUACCUUCAGUUUGUGGCUGCUCUUACAGAUGUCAACACACCUGAUGAAACCAAAUUGAAAAUGAUGCAAGAAGUCAGUGAGAAUUUUGAGAAUGUAACAUCAUCCCCACAAUACUCUACAUUCCUGGAACACAUCAUCCCUCGUUUUCUCACCUUUCUCCAGGAUGGAGAAGUUCAGUUCCUGCAGGAGAAACCAGCACAGCAACUCCGAAAACUUGUGCUGGAGAUAAUCCACAGAAUUCCAACCAAUGAACACCUUCGUCUUCACACCAAAAACAUCUUGUCGGUCAUGUUUAGGUUUCUUGAGACAGAGAAUGAAGAAAAUGUUCUGAUUUGCUUAAGAAUUAUCAUUGAGUUGCACAAACAGUUCCGCCCUGCAAUCACUCAAGAAAUCCAUCAUUUUUUGGACUUUGUGAAGCAGAUUUACAAGGAACUUCCCAAAGUUGUGAAUCGAUACUUUGAGAAUCCUCAGGUGAUUCCAGAGAACACUGUUCCCACUCCUGAGAUGGUUGGAAUGAUCACAACCAUUGUGGUGAAGGUGAACCCUGAGCGAGAAGACAGUGAGACAAGAACACAUUCUAUAAUUCCCAGAGGAUCUUUAUCCCUAAAGGUCUUGGCUGAGCUACCAAUUAUUGUUGUUCUCAUGUAUCAGCUCUAUAAGCUGAACAUUCAUAAUGUAGUAGCUGAGUUUGUGCCCUUGAUUAUGAACACUAUUAUAAUCCAGGUUUCUGCUCAAGCAAGACAACAUAAACUGUAUAACAAGGAGCUGUAUGCUGAUUUUAUUGCUGCUCAGAUUAAAACAUUGUCUUUUUUGGCUUAUAUCAUCAGAAUUUACCAGGAAUUAGUAGCCAAGUAUUCUCAGCAAAUGGUCAAGGGAAUGUUGCAGUUGCUCUCCAAUUGUCCAGCUGAAACAGCACAUCUCAGGAAGGAGCUGCUCAUUGCUGCUAAGCACAUCCUGACAACAGACCUGAGGAGCCAAUUUAUUCCAUGUAUGGACAAACUGUUUGAUGAAUCUAUACUGAUUGGCUCUGGAUACACUGCUCGAGAGACACUGAGGCCCCUUGCAUACAGCACUCUGGCAGACCUGGUGCACCAUGUCCGGCAGCAUCUGCCCCUCAAUGACCUCUCCCUUGCUGUGCAGCUCUUUGCCAAGAACAUUGAUGAUGAGUCCUUGCCUAGCAGUAUCCAUGUCCUGUCCGGCAAGCUCUUGCUGAAUUUGGUGGACUGUAUCAGGUCUAAAAGUGAACAGGAGAAUGGCAACGGGAGGGAUAUUCUUAUGAGAAUGCUGGAGGUUUUUGUGCUGAAAUUCCACACCAUAGCAAGGUAUCAGCUCUCUGUCAUCUUCAAGAAGUGCAAACCCCAGUCUGAGCUCGGAGCCGCUGAAGCAGCAUUGCCUGGAGUGCCCUCAGCAGCUAAUGCAGCUCCUGUUCCUGUUCCAUCCCCUGCCCCAGCCACUCCCAUAGCCCCUAUACCAAUGUCUGUGUUUGAGAAACAAGGGGAGAAGGAAAAAGACGAUAAACAAACCUUUCAGGUCACAGAUUGUCGCAGCUUAGUGAAGACUUUGGUGUGUGGUGUCAAGACCAUCACGUGGGGAAUAACAUCAUGCAAAGCUCCUGGGGAAGCACAAUUCAUUCCCAACAAGCAGCUGCAACCUAAGGAGACUCAAAUCUAUAUAAAACUGGUAAAAUAUGCAAUGCAAGCUUUGGAUAUUUAUCAGGUCCAAAUAGCAGGAAACGGGCAGACAUAUGUCCGAGUAGCGAACUGCCAGACAGUCAGGAUGAAAGAGGAGAAGGAAGUUCUUGAGCAUUUUGCUGGUGUGUUCACAAUGAUGAACCCUUUGACUUUCAAAGAAAUCUUUCAGACUACUGUUCCUUACAUGGUGGAGAGAAUCUCAAAGAACUAUGCCCUUCAGAUUGUUGCCAAUUCCUUCUUGGCAAACCCUACUACCUCUGCCCUCUUCGCAACCAUUUUGGUGGAGUAUCUCCUGGAUAGGCUGCCAGAAAUGGGCUCUAAUGUGGAACUCUCCAAUCUGUAUCUCAAGCUUUUCAAGUUAGUCUUUGGCUCAGUUUCACUCUUUGCAGCUGAAAAUGAACAAAUGCUGAAGCCACAUUUGCACAAGAUUGUGAACAGCUCUAUGGAACUUGCCCAGACUGCCAAAGAGCCCUAUAACUAUUUCCUGCUGCUCAGAGCAUUGUUCAGAUCUAUUGGAGGAGGCAGCCACGACCUCUUAUACCAAGAAUUCCUGCCGCUCUUACCAAACUUACUGCAAGGACUCAAUAUGCUGCAAAGUGGCCUUCAUAAACAGCACAUGAAAGACUUGUUUGUGGAGCUCUGCCUCACUGUGCCUGUUCGUCUGAGCUCACUGCUGCCUUACCUGCCCAUGCUGAUGGAUCCUCUGGUGUCAGCUCUCAAUGGAUCCCAGACCCUGGUUAGCCAAGGCCUGAGAACUCUGGAGUUGUGUGUGGAUAACUUGCAGCCAGACUUUCUGUACGAUCAUAUCCAACCCGUUCGAGCUGAGCUGAUGCAGGCUCUGUGGCGAACCCUGCGCAAUCCUGCAGACAGCAUCUCCCAUGUGGCUUACCGUGUCCUGGGCAAGUUUGGGGGCAGCAACAGGAAGAUGUUAAAAGAAUCCCAGAAACUACAGUAUGUAGUCACAGAAAUCCAAGGACCCAGUAUUACCAUUGAGUUUUCAGACUGUAAAGCAUCCAUUCAGCUCCCAAUGGAAAAGGCCAUUGAGACUGCUCUGGACUGCCUGAAGAGUGCCAAUACUGAGCCCUACUACCGCAGGCAAGCGUGGGAGGUCAUCAAGUGUUUCCUGGUAGCUAUGAUGAGCCUGGAUGAUAACAAACAUGCACUGUACCAACUUCUGGCACAUCCCAACUUUACUGAGAAAUCCAUACCCAGUGUGAUCAUUUCGCACCGAUACAAAGCACAGGACACUCCAGCUCGGAAAACCUUUGAGCAGGCACUGACAGGAGCCUUCAUGUCAGCAGUCAUCAAGGAUCUGAGGCCUAGUGCUCUGCCCUUCGUGGCCAGUUUAAUCCGUCAUUACACCAUGGUGGCAGUGGCUCAGCAGUGUGGUCCUUUCUUGCUGCAGUGCUAUCAGGUAGGGAGCCAGCCUAGCACAGCCAUGUUUCACAGUGAGGAAAAUGGGUCAAAAGGGAUGGAUCCCUUGGUGCUUAUUGAUGCCAUAGCCAUCUGCAUGGCUUAUGAGGAGAAGGAGCUCUGCAAGAUAGGAGAGGUGGCUCUGGCAGUGAUAUUUGAUGUUGCCAGCAUUAUCUUGGGCUCAAAGGAACGGGCCUGUCAACUCCCCUUGUUUUCGUACAUCGUGGAACGUUUAUGUGCUUGCUGUUAUGAACAAGCUUGGUAUGCCAAACUGGGAGGGGUUGUGUCAAUCAAAUUCCUUAUGGAAAGGCUGCCACUCAUUUGGGUCCUCCAGAACCAACAGACCUUCCUGAAGGCACUUCUUUUUGUUAUGAUGGAUCUAACUGGAGAGGUUUCCAAUGGAGCAGUGGCAAUGGCCAAGACCACACUAGAACAGCUCUUGAUUAGAUGUGCAACUCCUUUAAAAGAUGAAGAAAAGACAGAAGAAAUCCUGACAGCACAGGAAAAGUCUUUCCAUCAUGUAACACAUGACCUUGUUCGAGAAGUGACCUCUCCAAACUCCACUGUGAGGAAACAAGCCAUGCAUUCACUGCAGGUGCUUGCACAGGUCACGGGGAAGAGUGUCACAGUGAUCAUGGAGCCACAUAAAGAGGUUCUCCAGGACAUGGUUCCUCCUAAAAAGCAUUUACUUAGGCAUCAACCUGCAAAUGCCCAGAUUGGCCUGAUGGAGGGAAACACAUUUUGCACCACUCUGCAGCCACGAUUGUUCACGAUGGAUUUAAAUGUUGUGGAGCACAAGGUUUUCUACACAGAGUUACUGAAUUUGUGUGAGGCUGAAGAUGCUGCUUUGAUGAAACUCCCUUGUUAUAAAAGCCUUCCAUCACUUGUACCUCUUCGAAUUGCAGCCUUGAAUGCUCUAGCGGCCUGCAAUUACCUGCCUCAGUCAAGAGAGAAAAUCAUUGCUGCACUCUUCAAGGCCCUGAAUUCAACCAAUAACGAGCUGCAAGAGGCAGGAGAAGCCUGCAUGAGAAAGUUCUUGGAAGGAGCCACCAUAGAAGUUGAUCAGAUCCACACCCACAUGAGGCCAUUGCUGAUGAUGUUGGGAGACUAUCGGAGUCUGACCCUGAACGUUGUGAAUCGCUUGACAUCAGUCACCAGACUUUUCCCGAACUCUUUCAAUGAUAAAUUCUGUGACCAGAUGAUGCAACACCUGCGUAAGUGGAUGGAAGUUGUAGUUAUCACACACAAAGGUGGACAAAGGAGUGAUGGAAAUGAAAUGAAGAUUUGUUCAGCAAUUAUCAAUUUAUUUCACCUGAUCCCAGCUGCUCCCCAGACUCUGGUUAAACCUCUCCUGGAAGUUGUUAUGAAAACAGAACGAGCAAUGUUAAUUGAGGCUGGAAGUCCAUUCAGGGAACCACUGAUCAAAUUCUUGACACGUCAUCCAUCCCAGACUGUGGAGCUGUUCAUGAUGGAAGCCACUCUGAACGAUCCACAGUGGAGCAGAAUGUUUAUGAGUUUCUUAAAACACAAAGAUGCUAAGCCUUUGAGAGAUGUCCUGGCAGCUAAUCCUAACCGAUUUAUCACUCUGCUGUUACCUGUGGGUACCCAAACAGCUGUCAGACCUGGUUCUCCAAGCACCACCACAAUGAGACUUGAUCUGCAGUUCCAGGCUAUCAAGAUCAUAAGUAUUAUUGUUAAGAAUGAUGAAUGUUGGUUAGCAAAUCAACACUCCUUGGUGAAUCAACUGAAACGUGUGUGGGUGAGUGAAGCUUUCCAGGAGAGACACCGUAAGGAGAACAUGGCUGCGACGAACUGGAAGGAGCCCAAGCUGUUGGCUUAUUGCUUAUUGAAUUACUGCAAGAGGAAUUAUGGUGACAUAGAGUUACUUUUCCAGUUGCUUCGAGCUUUCACAGGUCGGUUCCUCUGCAAUAUGACUUUCUUAAAGGAAUACAUGGAGGAAGAGAUCCCCAAAAACUACAGCAUUCCCCAAAAAAGAGCCUUAUUCUUCCGCUUCGUAGACUUCAAUGACCCAAACUUUGGAGAUGAGCUCAAAGCCAAGGUGCUGCAGCAUAUCCUGAAUCCUGCCUUCUUGUACAGUUUUGAAAAGGGAGAAGGUGAACAGCUCUUAGGCCCCCCAAACCCAGAAGGAGAUAAUCCAGAAAGCAUCACUAGUGUUUUUAUAACCAAGGUACUUGACCCAGAGAAACAGGCUGAUAUGCUGGACUCUCUGAGGAUAUACCUACUGCAGUUUGCCACGCUGCUGGUGGAACAUGCCCCACACCACAUCCACGACAACAACAAGAACCGCAACAGCAAGCUGCGGCGGCUCAUGACCUUCGCCUGGCCUUGUCUCCUCUCCAAGGCAUGUGUGGACCCAGCCUGCAAGUACAGUGGCCACCUGCUGCUGGCACACAUCAUUGCAAAGUUUGCCAUACAUAAGAAGAUAGUUCUGCAGGUGUUUCACAGUCUCCUGAAGGCUCACGCCAUGGAGGCCAGAGCCAUUGUGCGGCAGGCCAUGGCCAUCUUGACCCCGGCUGUGCCGGCCCGCAUGGAGGAUGGGCACCAGAUGCUCACUCACUGGACGCGAAAAAUCAUUGUGGAGGAAGGUCACACAGUGCCCCAGCUAGUACACAUUUUGCACUUGAUAGUCCAACAUUUCAAG
Molecule: messenger RNA, 5826 nt
Organism: Acanthisitta chloris (rifleman)
Lineage: Eukaryota; Metazoa; Chordata; Aves; Passeriformes; Acanthisittidae
Gene: TRRAP
Product: transformation/transcription domain-associated protein
Exons: 39
Biological process (GO): DNA repair; regulation of DNA-templated transcription
Cellular component (GO): NuA4 histone acetyltransferase complex; SAGA complex; nucleus
Molecular function (GO): transcription coregulator activity
Source: RefSeq, a predicted model, not a curated record